AACGAAGGAAUGCGAUUCAUGAAGUUGUAGAAUGGAGGAACGCGUUCGGAUUUGUUGAAAAUGGUAAACACCGUCAAUCUGCAUGCGCGCAGUGUUUUUUGAUCAUUAAUAUCAUGUAUAAUCUUUCUUGAAUGAAAAGAAUAAUGUAUGACACAUCACAAAAUUUUACAAAAAAAUUGAAUUUAUAUUAGAAAAAUUGAUCAAGCGUGAUAAGAUACUGAAAUUUUAUUGAAAUUUUACUAAACUGAUAUAGAUAAAUUUUGAGGUUAUCAACAUAUAUUUUGGUAGGUAGCUUUAGAAAAUGAUAGAUAAAGAGGAAAAGCGAAAGAGAAAGCACAGCUCGAAGGACAUCCAAGAAGAAAUACAUAGGAGGGAAAAACGGAAGAGAAAGCACAAGUCAAAGAACAAACCAGAGGAAAACACACCUGACAAUGAUCCGAACAAAUAUCUUGCGUAUGUAGCAAAAUCAAAAAAGAAAAGUAAGAAAGAAAUGCUACCUACUUGGGAAGUUAGUACUAGCUCAGCCGAUAGUUUGCUGGAAAAGAAAGCAAAGAAGAAAAAGAAAAUUGAUAUUGAUAAAGCAGAUGAUGAAUCUGAUUCACUGGUAACUGAACCUUUCAAACAAAAAACUAACGCAGUGAUUUGGGCUAAGCCUGCCCUUAACAAAAAUGCCAUCCCGCUGAUAAAAGUGGCAGAUACAGCUGGAUACUUAAAGACUAAGACCAAAAUGAAAUCAAAAAAAGAGAAAGGCUUUAAAGGUAAAGUUGAAGUUAGAGGUGAUGUAGAACUGAUAACACCUGUGAAAAGCCUUGGCUUUGAAGUUGAGGAUGUUGUACCAAUCGAUUUGCCACCAGUUGAUUAUGAGCUUGUGGAUGUUGGUGACGAAAUAAAAAGAUGCACGCCAAUGAUUAUUGAGGCAACUUUAAAAAAAUCCACGAAAUCAUAUUUACCAAAAUUCUUACAAAGUGACUCUGACUCUGAAGUUGAAUCAUCAAAAUCAACUAAAUCCAUAAAAAAGAAGAACGAAGCUGUUCAGGUUUCUAUAGAAAGUUCAAGCACAAAUGGUGAACAAAAAAAGAGUACUGAACAAGAAUCAAAUUGUGACAUACCUAAAGCUCUGCAAGAGUUUUACAAUGAGGUCACAAGAGCAUUUGAAGCCACAGCAGAUAAAUCUGCGAAAGCUGACAAAAGCCAUGAUAAACAGGAGACUGCCCUGACUGUUGAUAACUCAGUUAAAGAUUUGAAUAACUUGAAAAAAAUUGUACACAAAAGUACAGCAUAUUUAGACAGUACAUCUCCUAUGCACCAAGGGGAUACAGCACAAUUUUUUUCACUAGAAAACAAAGUUAUUCUGGUCUUAAAAUCGGAAGCUCGAUUCUCAUUUUUAGGGAAACUAAAGAUUAGAGUACUCUAUGGUGCUAUAGAACUUUAUGGAUCCUUGUUUGAACCUCAGAAUACAAGCAAACCGAUUGAGGUUUUUUCACCCAGGGGCUAUAGUUCUGUAAGUGUUUCAACUUUUAACCUGGAUGGUACUCAUGACAAAGAAGCUUUAUGGGAUGCUUUGAUAUCAGAGGGAGUUGAGAGGUCAUUGAAAACAAAACUGCACAAUACAAUUCAAGAGUGCCAGCCAGGAUGGUCUGUGCUUCUACUAGAAAAUUUUGACAAUACUUUGACCAACUUUCUGAACAGUCAUUGCUCAUUCAAAUUGUUUCCUAGAAUAGAAAAUGCAAAGUAUCCAUGGUGUGACUCAAGGAGAGCAGAGUGUGUACUACAAGCUAAUUUUCAGUUCUAUAAUGCUGGUAAUGAAAUAUCCAUUUCUCCUCAGUGGAAUGAAAAUGUAACAAGAGAAUUACUUGUACAAUGGAAUACUAGAAAAUCUCUAUGCGCUAUCCUCUGUGGUGGAAAGGGUGUGGGAAAAUCCACUACAGCUCGUUAUUUAAUCAACAAUUUAUUAAGAAGCACCAAAAAGGUUAUUUUGCUAGACUUGGAUCCUGGACAAGCUGAAAUGACUCCAGCAGCUUGCGUUUCAUUGAAUGUCAUAGAUGAACCUUUGCUUGGACCAAAUUUCACUCAUCUUAGGAAACCAUUUUACCAAUUGUAUCUAGAAGAUAUAAAUGUCUCAAACUGCAUAACUCGUUAUUUUGAAUGUAUCAAGAAAUUGGUUGAGUGCCUUAAAAGCAAAAAGAAUCUGACGGGAUAUCCAAUUAUUGUCAAUACCAUGGGAUUCUGUAGAGGUAUUGGACUUGACAUCUGUAUAUUCCUCAUAAAGCUUAUUGACCCUACCAAUGUGAUCCAACUUACAUCGAAGAGGCCUAGGAAUAAUUUUGAAUUUGCACUGGAAAAAAAAACUAUUAACAAACAUAAACAAUUUUCGAUAUCAUGGGACACUGACAAAUCUGUAUUUGAAAGAACGUGCGAUUAUCAAUUACACUGCGUACCGUCCGCAGCCGAAGGAAAGCGUCAGUUCGAUACUUGGAAUAUGGAACCUCGCCAACAACGAGAGCUUGUGCUUCUUUCUUACUUAAGUCAAAUAAUUCAGAAUGCUGAUGAGAAAUGCUUCUGCAGCUUCACUUCGAAUAGUAUCAACAACAUAGUCCCCUAUACAUUACCGUUCUCGUCUGUCUACAUCUCCCUAACAAAAUCAAGCAUCUCGCCGUCUCACAUACUCGCAGCAAUGAACGGAAAUAUAGUUGCUCUGUGUGGCAUUGAUCUGGAUGACGAUAGCUCGGACACCGACAAAGAAUCCUUGACUUAUCCAAAAGUCGUGAUAAAACCGCCUCCGAGCACGUGUUACGGCUACGGUAUAGUACGAGGCAUCGACAUGAAACAGCGUUGCCUUUUCGUGAACACACCGCUGACCGAGUCCCAGUUACAAUAUGUAAACCUUUUAUCGGGCUGUUUGGAAGUUCCGUUUGCUCUAUUGCAGCCAGCACCAGCGGAACCAUCGACUGCUGGACCUUACGCCGCUGAUCGUGGCGAACUACCUACCAGUCGCGAAGCUCGCCGGGGUUACUUCCGUGUUGAGCAAAGUAAGAAUGCCUAAGAGAUCGAUGUGAUCGUACCCCGAUACUUUUUGACUAUAUAAUAUAUAUAUUUUUUUUUAAAUAAAAUAUUGCUUACGAUUUUUGUUAACGUCUGAUCAUCGCUUAGAACCCAUUGCUUUCUAUUUAAUAGAUGCGAUAGACGGUUGUACAAACCCGAUUAUUUAAAAAAAGAACUCGAAUGUAUAAAGGAAAUCUUACAAAAAUAUUUUUUAUGCGCUAUACUAUAAUGUUAUGUAUGUACAAAAACAAAUAUCAAAGAGGAACUUGAAACGUGAGAAAGUUCUAUUUAGUGUAAAUAUUUUUGUGCAAAGUGUAACAUUUUUACAUCAGUAAUAAAAAAAAAUUUUAAAUAAA
Nasonia vitripennis (jewel wasp) is the source of this 3398-nucleotide messenger RNA. Its product is annotated as polynucleotide 5'-hydroxyl-kinase NOL9. Gene Ontology annotation, biological process: cleavage in ITS2 between 5.8S rRNA and LSU-rRNA of tricistronic rRNA transcript (SSU-rRNA, 5.8S rRNA, LSU-rRNA). The transcript has 6 exons. The record is from RefSeq and is a predicted model, not a curated record. Gene Ontology annotation, cellular component: nucleus. Lineage: Eukaryota; Metazoa; Arthropoda; Insecta; Hymenoptera; Pteromalidae. Bases 302 to 3043 code for a protein of 913 amino acids. Gene Ontology annotation, molecular function: polynucleotide 5'-hydroxyl-kinase activity.